Messenger RNA from Bemisia tabaci, 569 nucleotides. RefSeq names its product ejaculatory bulb-specific protein 3. Lineage: Eukaryota; Metazoa; Arthropoda; Insecta; Hemiptera; Aleyrodidae. The record is from RefSeq and is a predicted model, not a curated record.
GAUGCAGUUUUCUCGCGAACUCGACUUAGUGCAUAUAAGUUUUGCCCGAUGCCUGAAAGCGUUGAUUGUGUUUUCGACCGGGUAACUGGAUCCGUACGUUCGAUUUUUGUAGAGGAAUCAUCAUGAGGUGCGCUUGUGUUUUGCUCGUGUUGGUGAUCUGUGUUUGGGGCACCUCGGGUCAAAGGGUCGGGGAGGGAGACGUCUCGCGUUUGCUGACCAACCGGGAUUACGUCAACCGGCAGAUCAACUGCGUCCUGGAUAAAGGCAGUUGUGACAACAUCGGCCGACAGCUCAAACAGGCCAUUCCUGAAGUGCUGGGCCGUCAGUGCAAGAGCUGUUCCGCACGCCAACUGGACAAUGCUCGAAAAGUGGUCAACUACAUCCGGAGCAACUACCCGGGACCUUGGAGUCAAAUCGAAGCCAAAUACGGCCGAGCAGCCUUUUAGGAGGAUCCAAAAUUCUACCAGAUCCGAGCUCUUUGUCUUAAUUCUAGGGGCUAAUCAUCGUUGUUGACAUAUUGUUGUUGAAACCAUAAUGAUCAUGUUUUCGAGUAAAACGUGGAAAAAAAA